ACGGUCAGAGUCUGUGGUAGCUUUGUCGCAAAAAUGUCUGCCUGCCGGCUUGGAAAAGUAUUCCCCAAAACAAGCAUCCUGUUCUUGUGCGACAUGCAGGAGAAAUUCCGGCCGAACAUCAGCUACUUCCCUCAGAUUGUAUCUGUGGCCGCUCGAAUGUUGAAGGUUGCCAAAACUCUUGAGAUCCCGACCGUGGUGACCGAACAAUACCCCAAAGGCCUGGGUCCCACGGUGCCCGAGCUGGGUGCCGAAGAACUUCGGAAAUACCCCAAGACGUGUUUCAGCAUGGUCAUCCCAGAGGUGGAGAAAGAGAUGGCCGCCGUCCCCAACCUCAAGUCCGUACUGCUGUGUGGCAUUGAGACCCAGGCCUGCAUUAUGAGAACGGCACUGGACGUGAUGGAACGAGGACUGGACGUUCACGUUGUGGUGGAUGCCUGCUCUUCCCGCAGCCAGGUGGACAGGAUUGUGGCCCUGUCUAGAUUACGUCAGAGUGGUGCUUUCCUUACGACCAGCGAAGGUCUUAUCCUGCAGCUAGUUGGAGAUGCUGCACACCCCCGUUUCCGAGAGAUCCAGAAGCUGAUUAUGGACCCUGCCCCAGACAGCGGCCUCCUUCCCUUCCUGACAGCAUCGAGCCCCCUUAUCAGCUAG
This is a messenger RNA of Euleptes europaea (tarantolino), 648 nucleotides long. RefSeq names its product isochorismatase domain containing 2 (gene ISOC2). The coding region runs from base 34 to 648 and encodes 204 amino acids. The transcript is spliced from 6 exons. NCBI's taxonomy places the organism in Eukaryota, Metazoa, Chordata, Lepidosauria, Squamata, Sphaerodactylidae. The record is from RefSeq and is a predicted model, not a curated record. Gene Ontology annotation, cellular component: cytoplasm.